AUGGAUUGCAAACUGUUAUUGAUAUACAUUUUGUUUCUUCAACUUGAAUAUAUUCAUUGUGCUAAUAUUACACAAGUCGAAACUUUAUACACUAACUUAUUCCAGAAAUACAACAGAAAACUAUUUCCGUUGAUAGACCAUAAUGAUACUGUUAAGAUAAAUUGUACAGUAGGAAUUGUUAGUAUCAAUAAUUUCGAUGAACUUUCUGGAGAAAUUGAGCUUACUAUGUUGUUUUCCAUGCAAUGGGUGGAUGAAAGGCUGACGUGGACACCGUCCGAUUUCGGUGGUAAAUCAACACUGCUAGUUCCUCCGGAAGAUGUUUGGUGUCCACAAUUCUACUUACAACAGUCGUUUGACAAAAUUCAGGAUAUAGGUAAUGUGCCAACCAUGGUUCGAUUAUCCUCAAAUGGCUUAGUAAUAUGGAACACGGGGAACGUAUUAAAAAUUGUAUGUUCAGUGGACGUAACAUAUUUUCCUUUCGAUACCCAGACUUGCGAAAUAACUGUUUCUGGGUGGACGUACACAGCAGACGAAGUAAUGUUCUACACCACAUCUAGUACGGUAUUUCAGGAUUAUCUCAGUUCAAACAGUCAAUGGUUGCUUGAGUCUGCAAAAGUAAUAGAUUAUACUGAUAUUAGACCAAAAUUCCCUCCAUCGAUAAACAUUGCACUAAAUUUGAAAAGAAGAAGUGAUUUCUUUGUGGUCUACAUUAUCUUUCCAAUGGUUUUUCUUGGCUCCAUAAAUAACCUCGUGUUCGUUAUGCCUGCUAAUUCUGGAGAGAGAACAUCAGUAGCUAUUACUACAUUUCUGUCUUUUAUCGUCUUUAUGCAAAUGAUAAAUGACACUGUUCCUGAAAGCUCUGUCCCUAUGGCUUACAUUUAUUAUUAUAUAUUGUUCCUGCUGGUAUACAGUUCUGUCAUCCUAUUUUUGUGUAUAAUUUCAUUACUCAUUCAUGACAGGGAGGAUCCAGUUCCGUCAGUUGUGAAAAAGCUAGUAUUCCUGCUUCGCUUUUUGUGUUUUAAACGGAAAAGGAAAUCAGUCGUUAUACAUGAGAGGACAUGUUCUAACGUUUCGAUACAAGUUGAAGUCAAAAAUAACAACUUCAAUGAAAACAUUGAAAAUUAUAAGGAAGACGACAGUCCUACAGUCACGUGGAAAAUAGUGGGAAAAACUUUCGACAAGUACUGCUUUACUGCAUUGUUUAUAACAUUUUUGUUGAUGACAACUCAAACGUUCACAAAAUUAUACACUAAUCAGGGCUUCUAA
Messenger RNA from Mercenaria mercenaria, 1266 nucleotides. Its product is annotated as neuronal acetylcholine receptor subunit beta-3-like. Gene Ontology annotation, molecular function: transmembrane signaling receptor activity; extracellular ligand-gated monoatomic ion channel activity; neurotransmitter receptor activity. NCBI's taxonomy places the organism in Eukaryota, Metazoa, Mollusca, Bivalvia, Venerida, Veneridae. The record is from RefSeq and is a predicted model, not a curated record. Gene Ontology annotation, cellular component: neuron projection; membrane; synapse. The coding region runs from base 1 to 1266 and encodes 421 amino acids. Gene Ontology annotation, biological process: signal transduction; regulation of membrane potential; chemical synaptic transmission. The transcript has a single exon.